GAACUCCAAACUCUCCACGACCCCCUUUCACUGCAUGGCAGACGCAAACACGCAUUCCACGUGUGCUAAAAGUGUCUAUGGAAUCUAUAUGAGAUCCUCAACUUUCUCAGAGUUUCUAUCUUACGCAAUAAAGCAACAUUCCAAUGAGGUUUCCUCCCAAUGUCGUGCGUAAUAGCGAGAGGAAAUAAUGCGUAAUGCCUGCCGCGUGCGCUCAGCCACGUUUGUGCGUGUUAGGCUGCAGGUACUCCCUCACCCACACUGCGCUCUGGAUAUCUUGGUCUGAGAUAUCCACAGAGGCAGCCAGGUCAGACGACCAGACCGACACGGUUUCAAUAUGCGCUCGCUAAUGCGUGCUGCGUUUCAGUCCCCGAGCGCAUCCGGCACAACGCUCGAUUUUGGUUUGACGCACUCGGUCCUCUGUUCUCGGCUUUUUUGUACUACACAAGCUGACAACCCAGCGGGUCACUGGAGACAAUUCGGUGGCUGGCUGAUGACCAAACCCGUCCAGGCGCACGCAGAGAUGGACUGCAGUUGUACUUGAAGAGGAGGAUGGAGAAUCCAGCCAAGUAUCUCUCUUCGGUGCAGGGGGUUGAUUCUGCGCCGGCACCCCUCGGAGAGAUUAUGUGGAACAGCACUGGAGCGGAGGCAACAAGCGAUGCGGGGAAGGAUAUGGUGGUGCGCACGGUGACGGGCUGUCUGUUGUCCCUGCUCAUCCUCUGGACCCUGCUGGGGAACAUCCUGGUGUGCUCCGCGGUGCUGCGCUUUCGGCACUUGCGGACCAAAGUCACUAACAUUUUUAUCGUGUCCCUGGCUCUGUCGGAUUUAUUUGUCGCCGUCCUGGUGAUGCCAUGGAAAGCAGUGGCAGAGGUGGCAGGGUACUGGCCGUUUGGCACUUUUUGUAAUGUCUGGGUUGCUUUUGAUAUCAUGUGUUCCACUGCCUCCAUCCUUAACCUCUGCAUCAUUAGUGUGGAUAGAUACUGGGCAAUAUCGAGCCCUUUCCGUUACGAGAGGAAAAUGACCCAGCGAGUUGCCUUUGUUAUGAUAAGCAUCACUUGGACGUUGUCAGUGCUCAUUUCAUUCAUACCGGUCCAGCUAAACUGGCACAAAGCCAGCGCUGAGGAUAGGGCGCACAACUCCACAAGUUGGCAGUUUGAGGAAAACUGCGACUCCAGCCUCAGUAGAGAGUAUGCUAUAUCCUCCUCCCUGAUAAGUUUCUACAUUCCUGUAGCAAUUAUGAUUGUAACAUACACGAGAAUCUACCGGAUUGCACAAAUUCAAAUUAGGAGAAUAGCCUCUCUGGAGAGAGCGGCAGAGCACGCGCAAAGUUGCAGGACCAACCGAAUCGAGUGCCAACACCACACCACGUUAAAAACGUCCAUAAAACGGGAAACCAAAGUGUUUAAAACUUUGUCGGUGAUUAUGGGCGUCUUUGUUUGUUGCUGGUUACCUUUCUUCGUUCUGAACUGCAUGGUUCCUUUCUGCGAGAGGCGCGCCACAGACCGGGACGCGGGUCUGCCGUGCGUUAGCGAGACCACCUUCGACGUGUUCGUGUGGUUCGGCUGGACCAACUCCUCCCUGAACCCCAUUAUUUACGCCUUCAACGCCGAGUUCCGGAAGGCCUUCGCCAGUCUGCUGGGCUGCCGUAAUUUCUGCUCCAACACGCCCGUGGAAACGGUCAACAUCAGCAACGAGCUUGUCUCCUACAACCAGGACACCCUGAUCCACAAGGAGAUCGCGAACGCUUACGUCAACAUGAUCCCCAACGUGGUUGAAUGUAUAGAACACGAGGAGACGUUUGACAGGAUCUCACAGUUUUCCCACAACAUAGACAACGCCACCGACUCCGUCUGCGACUUGGAGGACUGCGAGGCAGACAUCAGUCUUGACAGGAUGUCCCCCUUCACACCCAAUGGAUUACACUGACACUGCGUCAUCCCCGUGCGUGACUGGAUGUAUUGGUUAUAAUGUCAUUUAGCUUCUAAGUCCCAGACACUCCACUCCACAUGGGAGGCCAGAGGUUCUGAGUUGCUGAUGAGGUCCUGGCAAGGGGUGUUGGGGGUCCUUCUGUGUGUGUGUGUCUUGAGGGUGUGUGACAAAUUAACAGAGCACAAGCUUCUGCAGCCACAAGGCCACCCUGCCUCCACUUUGUCUUUUAAGAGAUGUGAAGUUAUUGUCAUGUUCUAAAAAAAAAAAAAAAAGUGAUGUGUUGGUGUUUCUUUACAUGGCAAGUGAAGUGGGUGUUCCUUUGUUCAAAGUUUCAGUGUUUCUAAAGCUGUUGUUUACUCACAGGCUUUACUCUGAGCACCUGUGUGUCAGUGCCCAUCCAUUAGGAGGUGUUUGUAAAGGACAAAAAAGAGCAACCAUUAAGGAAACCUUUGCUGCUUAAUAACCUCACGUGUAUCUAGUGCCCGCCUUUCCGCUCAGAAUGAAAAUUGAGAGGCAGCCUUACAGACAGCAAAGCUGAGUUAGUUAAAUGCAGUUACUUCAUCGCCUUACAGCAAACUGAAGGAAGACUUCUGAGACUUGCAAGGAAUGUGUCCUUUGGAGUUUAAGUUACAUGAUGCCAAAAUGCAUUAUUGAAGUGUUUGACCGCUUCAGCCACCCCUGUGACUCUUUCAGCUCACUCUUUCCUCCCCAUGUGGACAGUUACACAGUUCAGUCUAGACACAGAAAACUGCCAGCUUUGAUGAGGUGAAAAUGACGCAAAAGCACAAAAUCUACAGUGAUAAAUUUAUGAGGCUAGACUAAUGGAAUCUCUCAUCCAGAUGAAAAAUCUGUGAAUUGACUUUUUAACCAUUAUAUUGUGUUUGGGUCAAAAUUGACCCACGGGUCAAUAUAAGGGUUAAUUACUUGCAUUUAUUACUCUUUUCUGAUCUCUGAUUUCAUAUCGAGGCCAAAACUGAAGUAAGGGGUUCAGCUUUACCUGCCAGAGUUGGAUCGUACUAAACACAGAGAGAAGGGGGGGGGGGGGGGGGGACAAAUCAAUAUUGUCUUACACACGACCAAAGACUUCAAGGGGGAAAUCAAUAAGUCAGACACAUUAGAUUUGCUGUGAUCAGGUGAGGGAAUUGUUUCCACAGAAGGGCCCAAACACUUUAAAGUCCAAUCGGGGCCAACAGAGCAGGAUGUCAUGUCACCUGUUUUUAGCAUCUUUGUACUGUGCAGAUGAACUGACCUGAAUGUACAACUGUCUUUUAAAUGGUGAAUUGUGUCAUCAUUUGUCUAAUAAAAUACAGUCAUGGAGACAGGAAGAUA
Messenger RNA from Oryzias latipes (Japanese medaka), 3255 nucleotides. It is a transcript of the gene drd5a, whose product is annotated as dopamine receptor D5a. Gene Ontology annotation, biological process: positive regulation of MAPK cascade; G protein-coupled dopamine receptor signaling pathway; adenylate cyclase-activating adrenergic receptor signaling pathway. The record is from RefSeq and is a predicted model, not a curated record. NCBI's taxonomy places the organism in Eukaryota, Metazoa, Chordata, Actinopteri, Beloniformes, Adrianichthyidae. Gene Ontology annotation, cellular component: plasma membrane. Gene Ontology annotation, molecular function: G protein-coupled receptor activity; dopamine neurotransmitter receptor activity, coupled via Gs.